ACAAGAGGCGUCCCUUAAUUAAGAGAACCAAGAGACGGCUUUUACUGUGCACGUGUCGUUGCUUCCGUCUCUCUCUAUCUCUCUCUCUGUUUCCGCUCGAGAAAAUGAACCCCGCGGCGGAGGCGUGGCCGGUUACGGCGGCGAUCGUCGGCAUAGGGAGGGAGAUGAGGUCGGCGACCAAGGAUCGGAGUUUUGAGUCCAUGAUGUUGUUUUCAACUUCUUUGAUUCUCGUUUCUUCAAUGUCUUCGUCACUGCUGGUAGAAAUAAGAUUACGCUGUACAAUUGUCUUGAAGAUGAUGCCAUAUCUGCAUUGCAAUCCUAUUCUGAUGAGGACUGAUUGUAAGUUUCAGCAAGAAGAGUUGACCACGCUUCUCCAGCGUUAUGGGUGCUCCUCGUCGUGGUGCUUAUUCUUUCCAAGGAGCUGGUCGGACAUCUGGAGCAGGAACUUCCUCACCUCCUGAAAAUGGAACAUCUCUUCCUCCUCGAACUGGAGCCUCUCUGCCUCCUCGAACUCUCUGCCUCAUGGAACUGGAGCCUCCUUGCCUCCUGGAGCCACUGGACAAGCUAAUUCUUUUGAAGAAGUGUAUUCUCAUACUAGCUUAGCUGAGCUAAAGAACGCUUCUGGAAGGCGUAACGUGCCACACUUGCAUCCUCGAACUGGAGCCUCUCUGCCUCCUCGAACUCUCUGCCUCAUGGAACUGGAGCCUCCUUGCCUCCUGGAGCCACUGGACAAGCUAAUUCUUUUGAAGAAGUGUAUUCUCAUACUAGCUUAGCUGAGCUAAAGAACGCUUCUGGAAGGCGUAACGUGCCACACUUGCAUCCUCGAACUGGAGCCUCUCUGCCUCCUCGAACUGGAGCCUCUCUUCUUGUUGUCUUGUUUUCUUCUAUCACAGACAUUGGUUAGCACAUGUAUAUUGUAUUGUUGUGGUCACGUUGAAAAUGUUUCACGGUCAAGAAAUGAAAGACCUUUAUAAUGAUUGUAUGAUCGUGUAUUCACAAACUUGUAUAAAUAAUAUCUUGUAAUGAAAGUGUAUUCACAAGC
Molecule: messenger RNA, 1042 nt
Organism: Brassica oleracea var. oleracea
Lineage: Eukaryota; Viridiplantae; Streptophyta; Magnoliopsida; Brassicales; Brassicaceae
Exons: 3
Coding region: 105-461 (118 amino acids)
Source: RefSeq, a predicted model, not a curated record